Messenger RNA from Gastrolobium bilobum, 1104 nucleotides. RefSeq lists its product as uncharacterized. NCBI's taxonomy places the organism in Eukaryota, Viridiplantae, Streptophyta, Magnoliopsida, Fabales, Fabaceae. The coding region runs from base 158 to 709 and encodes 183 amino acids. The transcript is spliced from 9 exons. The record is from RefSeq and is a predicted model, not a curated record. Gene Ontology annotation, cellular component: membrane. Gene Ontology annotation, biological process: mitochondrial respiratory chain complex I assembly; response to oxidative stress.
AUUAACGUUGUAUUGUAUUUGUAGCACGAAUCAUAUUCCAAACAUUUUGUAUUUCUAAUCUCCAACGUUGGAUUGUUCCAACAACAAUGUUGUCACUGUAACACUUGAAUUCCUUUGCCAAAAUCCAAAAAAAUAAAAAAGUAAAAAAAAAUAAAAAAUGCAGAGGCUGCUUGGGAGGAUUGCUGGGUUCUUGAGCAAUCGAACUAUGGUGGGAGUGGACAAAGGAGGGAACAAAUACUUCACCAGAAAGGAAGAGAUUGAUGGUAUCAUGAAAGAGAAAAGAUGGGUGGUGUUUAAAGGAGAGGAGGAUCCUACCUCUAUUCCAGUUGAAUGGAUAUGUUGGCUGAAUGGGCAGCGUAAAAAGGCUCCAACUCCAGAGGAAAUGAUGGAAUUGGAAGCAAGACGUGAACGUGUUAGACAGAAUGUUGCUCUUCUCAAGAAAGAAGAAGAGGAAAGGAGAGCCAAAGAAGGCAGUAAAGGAAAACGUGUCAGCACUGGAAAAGUUGGUGGUCCAGACUUGAAAAGUUUUAUUCGGCAAUUCCCAGUUCCUUCAGAAGGUGACGAGGUUGAAGAAUCAUCUGGCACAAUGGGUGGCUUGAGGAAUUCUCAACAGAGCACAGCUGAGAAAGCAAAAGUGGAGCCUGAGUUUUCAGAGCCAACAGGAUCUGGUGCAUCUUUUAGACCAGGAACCUGGCAACCUCCAACUUGAGUUUUCAUUACAACUAAUAGGGCCAUGUUGACACCGACAUCCUUGUCUUAGCUUCAUGCUCUGUUUUGAAAAGCCAUGCCUGAUGUUUGAUUUUUUCCUCAAGAUCUUUGAUAGAAGAAUUCUUCUGUGUGCAAAUUUCUAGCAAUUCUAAUUCAUUGAUAAACAUUUGUCCAAAGAAAUGAAGGGUACGAAUGUUCUCUUGUGCUUUUUGGCGACCUUGCAAGGACUCUUGCCCGAGCCAGAACUGUAAAACUGAGAUGGCCCAUAACUCAAAUCAAGAUUAACAGCAUUAGCUAUUUAUCUAUGAAAAAUUGGAUUUGGAUCCUCUACAGUUGAAUUGUAAGUGCAAUUAGAAUGAGAUAGGCACAGGAAGUAAAUUUCAUAAUUUUUGAAAU